Messenger RNA from Salvelinus sp. IW2-2015, 6074 nucleotides. RefSeq names its product ubiquitin-associated domain-containing protein 1. Bases 299 to 1612 code for a protein of 437 amino acids. The record is from RefSeq and is a predicted model, not a curated record. Lineage: Eukaryota; Metazoa; Chordata; Actinopteri; Salmoniformes; Salmonidae. Gene Ontology annotation, molecular function: protein binding. Gene Ontology annotation, cellular component: ubiquitin ligase complex. The transcript is spliced from 11 exons.
GUUGCCUGGGUUCAGAGGUCAAUCAUUACCAACAAAAUAUGGUCUUCGGCGGAGMGCUCGACUCUUCAAGGAAAGUAAACAAAUAUUUUUAGCGAAAUAACGUCAGUAGACUGCUAUUUCGUUAAAUUACGACCAGACUGUCUGAAAAUGGUCUGAAAAUCAAAAGUGCAGGCGUUUGCACUGUUGUCGCUGGUUUUCGAAGACGCCAGUUAGCGCGCUAACGUUAGCAAGCUAGCCGUAACAGCAAGCCAACAUCACUGGACUGGUAGCUAUCUAGCUACACACCAAGGCUACAGCUAUGUUUGUGCAAGAAGAGAAGAUAUUCGCUGGAAAAAUAUUAAAAAUCCAUAUUUGUACAAUGGAGGGUACGGAGUGGUUGGAAGAAGUUACAGAGGAUACCACUAUUGAAAAACUCAAAGAGAAGUGCUUGAAACAUUAUGUACAUGGAAGUCUUGAAGACCCCAAAACACUCACACACCACAAACUUGUCCAUGCUGCCACAGAGAGGAUCCUCAUGGAAACAAAAACCGUUUCAGAUGAAAAUUUAAAAGAUAAAGAUGUUCUUCUACUGAUAAAGAAGAGACCACCGCCACCCCCUCCGAAAAUGGCGGAUAUAUCUGCAGAGGAGAAGAAGAAGCAAGAUAACAAGGCUCCAGAUAAGGAAGCUAUCCUGAAGGCCACCGCUGGCCUGUCCACCCGCCACACUGACCGCACUGUCACCCAGCACAACAUCAGAGACGAAAUCCCAUUGAGGUCAGAAGACCUCAUUCCCACGGGAGACCUGUUUCAGACGGAGCUUAGGAAAAUCCUUGUCUCUCUCAUUGAAGUGGCCCAGAAGCUUCUCGCCUUGAAUCCUGAUGCUGUGGAGCUCUUCAAAAAGGCCAAUGCCAUGCUGGAUGAGGAUGAUGAGGACCGGGUGGAUGAGACGGCCCUUCAGCAGCUGACUGAGAUGGGUUUCCCUGAGAGCAGAGCCAUCAAAGCUCUCAGACUCAAUCACAUGUCGGUGACCCAGGCCAUGGAGUGGCUGAUUGAGCAUGUAGAUGACCCCACGGUGGACACCCCCCUGCCUGGCCAGGACACCCCAGGAGCAGUAGGGGCCACAGCACCCCCCCUGGUCCAUUCUAUCUCGGCCUCCGCUUUCCGUCCCAGCCUCCUCCGCACCCUCUCACAGACCAGCACAGACGACGCUGCCACCGGAGCCAGGCAGGACGAGCUCACUGAGAUCUUCAAGAGAAUCCGAAGGAAAAGAGAGUUCAGGCCCGACUCACGGGCAGUCAUUGCUUUAAUGGAGAUGGGUUUCGAUGAGAAGGAGGUGGUCGAUGCUCUGAGAGUCAACAACAACCAACAGGACGCUGCGUGUGAGUGGCUGCUGGGGGACAGGAAGCCGUCUCCAGAGGACCUGGAUAAGGGCAUCGACACCAACAGUCCUCUGUUCCAGGCCAUCCUGGAGAACCCCGUGGUCCAGCUGGGCCUCACCAACCCCAAAACACUGCUGGCGUUUGAGGACAUGUUGGAGAACCCUCUGAACAGCACCCAGUGGAUGAACGACCCUGAGACUGGGCCUGUCAUGCUGCAGAUCUCCAGAAUCUUCCAGACACUCAACCGCACGUAGACACUGCACAAACGGUGUGUGUGUAGGCGUGUGCAUUUGUAUGUAGGCGCGCGUGUGUGUGUGUGUGUGUGUGCGCACGGCUGUGACAAGUAUUGUUUUCGCCUUGAAAAGUCAAAGCCGGAGAAGAUGUGUAAAUGUAAGAGUUCAGAAGACGGAGAUGUGACAGAUAUAUCUAUUUAUACCACAGAAAAAAGAACAAUGUUAACAUGAACAUGAUUAUAAAAAUUAUUAUAAAAAUUGUUGUUUUUUACAUUUUAAUAAGAACAAUUUAUAGUUAAGACCUACAUGAUUUAUUUAAAAUAAUUUAUCCAUGUACCUAAAAAAAUGACCAUCAGGCAUCAAAACAAUGUUUACACUUUAAAAUCAGUUUUUGUAUGUUUUGCGAUAUUUAAAUAUCAAUUACAGUUUCAUUUGUUUCCUUAAAUUGCUACAUUUCAUCAAAGGCGAAUGACUUCAGGGCAAGCAGUCAAGUCCGUAUCAUUUGGUUGAAGACGGGUCUGCAUGUGAACAUGCACCCUAACUGUUGUGUGUCGAGGGAACCAGGAUUCAGUACUAGCCAGGGGUGUGUUCAAAAGGUUGAAACGUUCAGAAUGUUGCAGAUGGUCCCGUGUGGCACCAUCUGCAACAUUCCCACAGGGUAACAGUAUGAAAAUGUAUGCCCUCACUACUGUAAGUCCCUCUGGAUAAGAGCYUCUAAUAAAUUACUUAAAUGUAGAUAGAAAUGUAACAUAUAGAACUGACAUGAUGGAUUCUCUCUCUGACAAAGAAGAAUGUAUGUUCUAAAUGAUGUAUUUCUAUCUGAACGUUUUGUUACUGUUCAUCUUUCUGAAUGAUUAAGCCCCAGGUGAUGUUAGAGGGCAACGGUUGUGCUUAUCACCGUCAGUAGAGUGUAGAGGUACAGGGGUGUGUUCAGUAGGAAGCAAACAGAAGCAAAUGGAUUGAAACGGGAAAGGGCCUAUCUGAAUUUGUCCAAUAGAAAUUCUCGUUUUCAUUGUAAAAUGUUUUACUACACUGGCACUAAUGAAUGCACCCCAGGUGGAUGUGGGUGGUCAGACACUUUACCUCUCACUCUGUUCAACCUUGGGAACCUACUGCCUGCUGUGAGUCACUACUCAAAAGAUGUGGAAAAGUAAAGGAGGACAUUUUCUUUGUGCUUCUCCCAAAUAUUUAUUUAACUGCUACAUUUUUUGUUGUUGCCUAUUUUUAGAAAAGUGUAGUAUUAUAAGCUGUCUUUUUAGUGUCUGUGAAGUCAAGUCUGUGUAAUAAUGGUCUUUGGUCCUGCUUUAUCUCGAGACCUAUGUAUAAAUUCUCAAUGUGCUCUGAUUCUGCGCCUGUUCUCAAUACUCUUACCACAGCUCACUGCAGCAGGCAAAAUAUUARUCCCGGAACUCCUGAGAAAUACAUUUUCUGCCAAUGGGUGGUAUGGUUGGCCUGAGUGCCAGUCUGUUUGUGCUAUCAUGCCAACUCAUUGUCACUGYUUGUGUCAACCCAUAUUUGGCUUGACAAUGAGCAAUGGAGCUGACAAGAGCAACAACAGAUCUGGGACCAGAAUACAGUAUGAUAGGUUUCAGGGGAAAUUGAGGCUUGAUCCACGAACAUCACAAAUUAUUCAAAGGUAGUUGUUUUAAGUGAUGUGAAGGUGUAUCAUUCCUUCCUGCAAUGAAGCAAACUWGGUAUCAACAUGUAACCCAAUGCAUUGAAGAAUUUUACAUGCAGUGGUAUACUGAGCUAAGUAAAACCCCUAGUCUAGUGGUGGGCCGUUGUACUUUCGAGAGCAAAGUAGAUGUGAGCUGUUUAACCAAAACAUGAACUUAUUAUUAUUGACUGUGAGAUGACUUGCCUUGUCAUCAGACAGACCAGUUCAAACUACAAUAAUACAGUAACUUGUUGUGCAAUAGCUAGAAUCUAUAGAUGGACUUGAGUUUUGUAGACUUGUUAGAAUACAUAUUUGAUUGGAGUGUUAGGAAUGUGUGAAAUGCAAUGGGUUAGUGAGGCUGUAUGUUUAUUCUAUAUCCUUUGACAGUAAUUUAUAAUAACAAUAAGUGACUUCCCAGAAACACUAGUACUGCUUUUGUUACAUAUGAUUCAAUAUGACUGAUUUAUGGGGCUCUUAGUGUGCUUCCCAAAUGCACCAUGUUCCCUAAAUAGUGCACUAGUAUUGACCAGAGCCCUAUGGGUCCUGGUCAAAAGUAGUGCACUARUAGGGAUUAAGGUGCCAUUUGGGACAAAGACUUUGUUUUCAUUGUGAAUUUKAUCUAAAAGAAGAACAUGAAGGAUGCAUGGUGUGUUUUGCCAAGCUUUGAGUGUUUUAUUCAAUAUUUGAAUUGUAGUGUUGAUGUGACUUUGCUCAGGGAGGCUGUUUUUUUCUAGCUAUGCCACCAUGAGGCAAAUCUCUACUCCUGUUGUGCAAACAUUUGCCUGAAGACUUUCACUGAUCCAUGAUAACCUGGCUUAUUGAACAGAGRGUCACUAAGUAUGGUUUGGUAAAAUGCAAUAUUUCACAAUUAUUUAAAUGUUUUUUAAUGGAGAAGUAUUUGCUUGAAUUGUGUGUUUAUUUAUAUUUUAGCCAAAAUAGUUACUUGCUCUUAUUAAUAUUACAUUUUAGAGAAUCUGAAAUUUGCACUUCAAGUUAUUGAAUUACAAUUUCUUUACAAAAUAGAUCUAUACACAUUUUCAGAAAAUACGUUUUUCACUAGCAGGUCACGGAUCUGUCGAGCAAAGUAGCAUUUUUGAAUGUUCAAAGCAUUUGUAUAGAUGGAAGAGGAGACUACAUUGGCAGCCUUUCUGUAUACAGGUCUAGGAUGCUGUGGCAGAGUUUUKUAUCAUGGCUAGUGUUAUUUGUUAUAACAACAUGGACCGUUUUUUGUUUUUCAUAGUAAUCCAAUAUCAAAUCAUGUAUUUCCCAACUGCAGAGACUGAAAGGUAGAAGACUCUAGGUACAAACUUCAGCCGUCAGGAGCUGAUAGGCUAGAUUGGUAUUUGAUCAGUGCUUAAGGGGUAUUUUUAGUGUGUGAGAGUCAUCUUGGCAGUUGGAUUGUUUUUACUGGGUUCCAUACUAUACUGUCCGGUAUUAACAACCUAUGCAAUAUACUCUCUCAUUCUGUUAAACCGACUAGCCUCGCCCUCGGGGCUACUGUCAUUCAAAUCACAGUUACAUUAAAAGCAUUUCUGUUGCUGUUUUCUUUUGGAUCCUGUGCUUUGUUUACCUGAAAUGGGGGGAAUGUUUKAUCUCCCUUAGAUAGUGUGGACCUGUUAACGAGAGAGAGAGAGAGAAUCAUAGUUGCUCAAUGCAUUUCAUACCGAUGAGACUGUGUUUUUUUUAUAGAUGUGAAUUAAUCUAUAGCCUGGAUGCCAUUCUGUUCUAGCAUUAGCCAGCKUAGACUAUGCUGCAGGUUAUCUAAUGUUGAAACAUAUUGACAUUUUUACUAUGGCACCACUAAUAGCAUUUAUUAAGCAAAGUAUCUGACAUCACUGGCCUGUGCUGCUUCAUGUGUCUUCACUAAAGCAGUGUUCUCAGGUUGCAUGUUGUGUGCGGUACUGACACCUGACAGUUCUGUUGAUUAGGGAACAACACUGACACCUGACAGUUCUGUUGAUUAAGUCAAAGCACUCAAACACCACUGUUCUGUUGUCUAUUGAUUAGGUAACAGCACUGGCAUCUGACCGUUCUGUUGUCUGUUGAUUGGAUAACAGCACUGACACCUGACAAGUAGCACAGAUACUUGGUAUAUGGUAUUUGUCUGGUCAUUAACUUACUCCUCUCAGUUUGCCCAACUCUUGUCUUGCAGUUGGUCCCAAUAUACUCCCUACGCCCUUGGUCCUAACCAGUACGUGGAUCUGACCUUAGCAUGUUUGCAGAUACGUAAGGAGUAGAGGAAUAUGGUGUAAGCUCCACCACUACUACACUGGUUAUGCCUAUCCAGACCGUUUCAGAUCUGCAAGCAUCAAAGUUUAGGGCAAUCAGCAGUUGCUGCAUCCCAUUUUUGGACAUAGAAGUUGAUAUGUACCCAUUGAUUCUUGAAUGAUAUAAUUCAUAAAUGCUUCAUGAGCGUAGAUUAACUGUUAUACCCCAUCAGAACCAAAAUAUAAGCUUGUUUUACACCAGUSUUUGUAAACAAUGAACAUCUAAACAAACACUAUAUUGCCUCAAAAUGUUGUUAAAACUAUAAUUUUGAUAUCAUGUAUGAUCAGUCCUUACAUUCUCCAGCCCUAUCCCUCAGCUUUUUACCUGAACCAGCGGUGGGGAGGCCACUUUGUUAUUGUGUCUACUGCUGAUUGCAGCUUUAAGGCUAAGUUCAAUGAACGUGGCCUUAAGAUGCUUUUGGGAAACCGCGACCUGAUCUAGUUUCUCACUCCGGGUCAUAUUCAUGUGAAUUUGUUCACUUCUCACCUGUGGAAAAUGUGAAAAGCUUUGUAACAUCACUACUCAAAUGUAGUACCAAUUAAAGGCUUUUGAAUUUAA